This is a messenger RNA of Linderina pennispora, 2322 nucleotides long. Its product is annotated as P-loop containing nucleoside triphosphate hydrolase protein. The annotation marks the transcript as partial. The transcript is spliced from 13 exons. Gene Ontology annotation, cellular component: cytoplasm. Gene Ontology annotation, molecular function: RNA helicase activity. NCBI's taxonomy places the organism in Eukaryota, Fungi, Kickxellomycota, Kickxellomycetes, Kickxellales, Kickxellaceae. Gene Ontology annotation, biological process: nuclear-transcribed mRNA catabolic process, nonsense-mediated decay. The record is from RefSeq and is a predicted model, not a curated record.
ACCAAGGAGCAGAUUGCAGCAAAGGCAGUGUCGGCCCAGCAAAUCCGCCAUCUGGAGGAUGUCUGGACUGGCAAUUCGUCAGCAACGCUGGGCAGCGCCGAUGCGGACGAUGCGGCGGAUGUGCAAAAGGUCUUGCUCAGAUACGAGGACGCCUACCAGUACCAGAAUAUAUUUGGCCCGCUGGAGGCGCAGACGGAAGACGGCAUUGCGGUGCGCUGGGACACGGGUUUGAACCGUCGCAAACUGGCGUACUUUCAGCUGCCAAAGUACGAGCUUGGUGAGCUGCGCCUGUCUUACUCUGGAGCGCUGUUCCGCGAGCCCUGGAAGGGCACUGGCAACAGCGACGAGAUCUGUAUCACUCAGGACUUUUCGGUGGACUUUAGCGCGAUGAAGAAGUUUGCUGUCAUGGAAAACUCGCUGCUGGGGCACACUAUUGAAAACACCGAGCUCAGCUUCCGCAUGCCCAGACUUAAUGCAUCGCAGAUUGAGGCUAUCCGCCUGAUCCAGGGCCCACCCGGGACUGGCAAGACUGUCACGUCAGCUACGCUCGUUUACCACUUGGUGCGUGCCAACACUGGCAAGGUGCUGCUCACAGAGAAGAUCCACAAGACCGGCCUGCGUGUGGAGUUGGAGUCGCGCAUCUCGCACCUGGAACUGCACACCCAGGCACUGAUGAACGACACGAUCCCGGAGCUGCAGAAACUGCAUCGCCUCAAGAUGCAGAUGGGCGAGCUGAGCCGGCGUGACCAGGACCGGUAUCGCAAGCUGCGGCAUGAGGCUGAGAUGGAGAUCCUGCGGUACGCUGAUGUCGAGCCUGGUGACAAGCGCCUGGCCAAGUUCCAGUUCCGCACAGUGCUGGUGGACGAGAGCACGCAGGCGUCAGAGCCCGAGUGCCUGAUCCCGUUGGUGCUGGGCGCGCGGCAGGUGGUUCUGAUCGGCGACCACCAGCAGCUCGGGCCUGUGAUCACUAGCAAGACAGCGCAGGCAGCCGGCCUUGGACAGUCGCUGUUUGAGCGCCUGGUGUUUUUGGGCUUGCGGCCGUACCGCCUGGUCGUACAGUACCGGAUGCAUCCGUGCCUGUCCGAAUUCCCAAGUAACUUCUUCUAUGAGGGGUCGCUGCAGAACGGCGUGACGGCGCAGGAGCGGACCAGGAACGAUGCAGGUAUCCCAUGGCCGAAUGCAAGCAAGCCGAUGAUGAUGCUGGCGUGCAAUGGCGUCGAGGAGAUUGCGUCCAACGGGACCUCGUACUUGAACAGGGCCGAGGCCAACGCGUGCGAGAAGAUCGUGACGCGAAUGCUCAAGGCUGGGGUCAAGCCGGAGCAGAUUGGAGUGAUCACGCCGUACGAGGGCCAGCGCAGCUGGGUGGUGCACCACAUGGCACAGGCCGGCUCGCUGGUCAGCGACUUGUACAAGGAGGUCGAGGUUGCCAGCGUCGAUGCGUUCCAGGGCCGCGAAAAGGACUAUAUUAUCAUGAGCUGCGUGCGCAACAACGAGCACCAGGGGAUCGGGUUCUUGAGCGAUCCGCGCCGUCUCAACGUGGCUCUAACGCGCGCAAAGUAUGGCAUGAUUGUGCUGGGAAGCCCCAAGGUGCUCAGCAAGAACCCGCUGUGGCACGAGCUGCUGUCGUUUUACAAGGCCAACAAUGUUCUGGUUGAGGGCCAGAUUGGCAAUUUGGUGCAGAGCGCCAUCCAGCUAAGUCGCCCACGUGCCGCAAAGACCAGCCGGUCGCUGGGCGAGCGUGGCAUGGCGCUGCAGGGUACGUCGGUGGCAGCCGCAGCCAGCAACAACCGGCUUGCGAAACUAGUUGGCCGCAGUACUAUGCGGUACAUUCCGCCUGACCUGGAUAUCGACGGACCUGGUGGCUCUGCGCGCACCAGCAGUCGUGCAAAGCAGGCUGGUCCAAAGCAGCAGCAGCAGAGCCAGGCGGCCGGCUCCUUGUACGAUGACUUCUUUGGCGCGCCCAUCACCCAAACCUCAAUGUUCACGCAGUCAUCGUAUAUGGAUGGCGGCUACAGCCAGUUUGCCACGCAGCCAUACGACUUAUCGUCACAGCCCGACACGGUGAACACGUUCAAUCCCAAGCUGCAUGCAUCCAUUAUGUUCAGCCAGAGCGACCGGGUGCAGCUGGGCAGUGAUGAGCAAGGGACCGGUGCCAGCGCAUCCAAGGAUACGAGGCAGACGCUGGCCAGCUCGCAGUUCAACACGGCAUAUACGGGCAAUGGCAGCCAGGCGUCCCAGGCGUAUCUGACCCAGGACCCGUCGUUUGGCAGCUCCCAGUUCACGCAGGAGUUCAUGGGGUCGCAGAACUUCACUCAGUACUGA